AUGUCUCUAUCGAUUUCAGGAGCUUUUUCUACAGAAACUGUGGGAGCAACGACUGAAUCAUAUUUGUAUGACCCAGACAAAGGUUGUCUUUUGCUUGAUUUACCACCUGAAUUAUUCUAUUUAGUUAGUGAACAUCUAAACUAUCACGAUAUAAUUAAUCUGAGUAAAACAUGCUCUCGUCUCUAUGAAUAUAUCAAUAGCGAUGUAUUUUGGACACGUCUGAUAUAUUGUCAAUUUCAUUCAAGUAUUGCCAAAUUAUACACCUCUGACAUCUUCAACGACAAACGAAAUCAAGAUGUGAUUAAUAGACGAAAUGAAAUUCGACAACCAGAUUUUAUAUCAAAAAAAGGUAAUGAAGAUAAGUUGGAUCAAGCAGCCAUUACAUGUUGUACACAUUACAAUGAAACAGCAGUUCUCAAUAAUGGAACGUCAAUGUACAUUUCGCAAGAUCAAUUUCGGCAUGAUGUUAAAUAUUAUCAAUACAAAACACAAUAUUUAACCGAUAAUAAUCGAAAGAAUACUCCAUUAAUGAAAUUAAUCUAUUUUUAUUUGAUUGAUCGUAAACGAUUAGCAGCGAUUAAUAUGGGUGUUGUACAUCUUAAUAAUAACUAUUUGAUUGGUAUAAAAACAUCAGAUAGUUUAAAUGGACACGUUGUACAGUUAAAUACGGUAUGUUGGCUUGACAUAUCGGGUGAAAUGGAAAAUAUUCUACCAGGAAAAUAUGAAUUAAUAUGGAGGAUGAAAUUGAGCAGUAAUUGUUAUAUACCUGGUAUAACUGAAUUCAUUGCCGUACCACAACAUGGCUCACUGAUUUGUUGUAAAUGGUCAGAGGAGAAUUUUCGAGAAAAAAAAAUUGAAUAUGGUUCACAGUGGUUUACAACAGAAAUGGGAACCACAAAUAUUUAUGAACCGUCUACUGUACUUAUAGCAGUGAGAAAUUUAGUUAAUCCAUAUUGGAAAAACGGUGUAUCAUGGGAUUGUGUAGAAUUAAAACUGGUGCCGUUGAAAAAUUCUUCUUUAUCAAUGUAA
This is a messenger RNA of Didymodactylos carnosus, 1029 nucleotides long. Lineage: Eukaryota; Metazoa; Rotifera; Eurotatoria; Philodinida; Philodinidae. The record is from the annotation of a GenBank genome assembly.